AUGGAGAGCCGGUGCCCCGCCUGCUUCCACCCCCGCUCCGGCACCGCGGCCACCUGUCCGGUCUGCGACGCCGCGCGCACCACCACGUUCGGCGUCUCGCCCGCGGCCCGAACGGUGCAUGGGUCCUUCUCGCCCGCGCAGCCGGAGCAUCGUCCCACGGCCAACCGCUUCUCCUUCGGCGGCUCGCCCGCGCAGCCGGAGCAUCUGUCCACGGCCAACCCCUUCUCCUUCGGUGGCUCGCCCGCGCAGCCGACAAGCUUGCCGUUCCGGACAGACAACGUCCCGGAGACCUGCGUGUACGACGACGACGAGACCGUCGUGGAGCCGCUACUCGAUCGCCAGAGCGUAGUCCAAGAAGCGCUCGUCCUCAAGACACACUGCGAGAUUCCGGCCGUGGCGAGGGGCACGGCCCACGACGGCUUCGCCGUGCUGGUGCACGCCAAAGCUCCCGGCGUGGCGUCCACCGCCGAAAAAACGCCGGUCGACCUCGUGACGGUGCUCGACGUCAGCGGGAGCAUGACCGGCCAGAAGCUCGAGCUACUGAAGGACGCGAUGGGGUUCGUCGUGGACAACCUUGGCCCCGCCGACCGGCUCAGCGUCGUGUCCUUCUCGGACCACGCUCGCCGGGUCACCCCGCUGGCGCGCAUGUCGGUAGCCGGGAAGGCCUCUGCGAAGCUCGCCGUGCAGUCGCUCUACGCCGAUGGCUUCACAAAUAUCCUCAAGGGCCUUAAGAUGGCCGCCAAGGUACUCGACGGCCGCCAGCACAAGAACACCGUCGCCAGCAUCAUCCUGCUCUCGGACGGCAAGGACAGUUACCAGCAGCAAAGAAGCUACCAAUAUCUGGUGCCACGCUCCCUGGCGAGAAGAGGUGGCCGCCCGAUGGCGCCGAUACACACGUUCGGCUUCGGUACCGACCAUGAUCCGGCGGCCAUGCACGCCAUCGCUGAGCUGACCGGCGGCACGUACUCCUUCAUCGAGAACCAGGCGGUGGUGCAGGACGCGUUCGCGCAGUGCAUUGGCGGCCUCCUUUCCGUCACCGCACAGGAGGCAUGGAUCGCCAUCACGUGCCCACACCCUGACGUGCGCGUCCGGGACGUCAAGUCCGGUCGCCAUGAGAGCCGCGUCCUUGCGUACGGACGUGCCGCCUCGGUGGAUAUUGGCGAACUCUACGCCGACGAGGAGAGGCGCUUCCUGCUGUUGGUGGACGUGCCAAGAGUCGCCGGUGUCACAGACGAUGACGCCAUGGCCACACCUCUUAUCAAGGCGAGCUGCACCUACAAAGACACGGCGACGGGGAAGUCGAUGGAGGUGGCCGGCGAGGACGCCAUUGUGCAGAGGCCGGCGGAGGUGACGACGGACCAAGAGCCAUCCAUAGAGGUCGAGGUGGAGCGUUUCCGAGUGGAGGCAACACAAGACAUCGCGGCAGCGAGAGCGGCCGCCGAGCGCGGCGACUACGCCGAGGCCGCAAGGAUACUGGACAGACGGCAGAAGGCGGCGGCAGGCAAUCUGGCCGGCGACGCCCGGUGCAUGGCGCUGGUGUACGAGCUAGGAGAGCUCAGCGCCCGCGUGGCGACCAGGCGUGAGUACGAGCAGACGGGCCGCUCAACCCUGCUGUCCGGCAUGAGCUCCCAUGAGCAGCAGCGUGCCUCGUCUGCGAGCCUGUUUGGUAGCAUGGCGCCCGCCAUGACAGCAGGAUCGGCGGCACGUGGGCAUUUUUAUUCAGAAUCGUCGGCGAUUGCGUUUGGGGCGGCGGCAGGAGCGUUCGCUACGCCGGCAAUGAAGAACAUGGUGGAUUCAUCCCGGAAGAUACGUGAAAUGCGGCAGCAGUCGCCGGCGACGAUCAACUUUGCUCCGAACAAUGGCGGCAGCUAA
Messenger RNA from Triticum dicoccoides, 1872 nucleotides. Its product is annotated as E3 ubiquitin-protein ligase WAV3-like. NCBI's taxonomy places the organism in Eukaryota, Viridiplantae, Streptophyta, Magnoliopsida, Poales, Poaceae. The record is from RefSeq and is a predicted model, not a curated record. The transcript has 2 exons. Bases 1 to 1872 code for a protein of 623 amino acids.